Messenger RNA from Parasteatoda tepidariorum (common house spider), 9924 nucleotides. The record is from RefSeq and is a predicted model, not a curated record. NCBI's taxonomy places the organism in Eukaryota, Metazoa, Arthropoda, Arachnida, Araneae, Theridiidae.
AAAUACAGAAAAUUGCUUCCUCUAACAAUAGCUUUUGUUUAAACAACGCCAAUUGCUUUGGCGAAAAAGUUUGGUCACACAAUCAAUAUAGGGUUAUAAGAAGAUUGAUGGAUAAAAGCUAGCGUCAAGCUCACUCCGCCCAGUUACCAAUUCCUAAAUUGACCAAAUAUCAUGUAAUUUCAAUAAAUCAAUCAUCAUCAUCAACGAGUAAAGAAGGUGUGGUUUUCAUUCAGUCAACAACCAUCCAUUCAGUUAAGUGAACGAAAACAUAUUAUAGUGUGUUUUUCAAUUAUAUGAUUAUGAAUAAACCAUAAUAAAAAUGGAGAGAUUUUGCUUGAAACAGAUAAACAACAUUGAUGGGUAUGCCCCGAUUGUCAUUUGUUUAAAUUCUGACCUGUUAAAAAUCGGUAAAGGAACAUUUCCUUCUUUAAAAAAAAUUCGCUAUUUACGUCCACAACAUGCGAGAGUAACAAAAAAAAACAAUGAUUGGUUUAUAAAAAAUUUGACUCGUAAUGUUGGAACUUAUGUUAACUCUCGGCGUAUUACUAAGAAACAGAAAUUAAAAAUAGGUGAUAUUAUUGGUUUUGGAGUUUCGAAUGUUACAAGUAAAGGACUUGUUUGCAUAUUCUGUUUGACUGAUAACGAAAUAAUGCAUGAGCCAGUUUACAUUGUGAACGAAGAAAAUCACCAACCUUGCUAUGAUUUAUCAACGAGUAACAGUUCUGUAAGUAAAAGUGCAGAUUUAAGCAAUAAAUUGUCUAUUUUAAAACCUUCUACUAAGGUUGAUGAUAAUGUAUUAGAAAACGUUAAAAAAUGUUAUGUAAAACUAAUUAGAUGUGAUUCUAAAUACUUUAAAUUACCUCCUGAUGUGAAAAGUAUCUCAGAACCUCAUAAAAGGGCAUUUUCUAACCCCUCCCAACGAAGAUAUGCUGAACAACAUGAAAGAACAUUUUUUGGUGCAAAUGCAUCUCUUUUACCUCAAGUUAACAGUGAGCUACAUGUAGAUGUUAAUAGUAAUAUUCCAUGUGACUCUUUUCAGAUUGAUAGUUCAUGCGUCCAAAGACAUAAUAGUUAUUCACACUCACACUGUAAACCUCAAAAUUCUGUUACAGCAGUUGUUAAACCAUUGCGUGAAACUCAAGGUCGUAGAAAUCAAGGUGUUAAGAACCACAUUGGAUAUUCACAAACAGAGGAAGUUAUUUGUAUUUCCGAUGAUGACUCUCAUUUGGAUUUUAAUUCUUCUCUACCAAUUAAAUCUGAGGUAUUGUAUGACUCAGAUUAUUUAGAUUUUUCAUUACUUAAUGAAUUACCUGAUGAAAAUGAUAUUCAAUUAAUAUAUGACACCAAUGAUGAUAAAGAGACUAUUGAAAAUAUCAAUCAUUUUAUCCUUUCUCAUGAAAAUGUACAUGUAAAAAAAGAAAAAGGUGAUCACUCUUAUUCUGAUCUUGAUUGUCCAACUGAUAUCUUUUCAGCUGAUAAAUCUGACAAAGAAUUUCUGUCUGGUAAUGUAAGUGAUGACUCGAAUGACAGUCUACCAUCUGUUAAGAGUGUGUCUAAUAAUAAAUAUACUUUAUCUGAUAAAGAAAUAAAAUCCAACAAUGUAUUUGAUAAUGCUAGGAAAAAUAAUAUUGCUAUUGAUUCAAUUUCUGAUUAUGAAAGCGGUGACUCUGAUGUCAGUCUACAUUCUAUUAUUAUGUAUCCAUCUUCGUAUAAUAAAUCUUCAGAGAAAUCAGAAGCAAAAGAUUCUAAAAAACCAAAGUAUUUGAUUAAGAGUGAUGAUGAUGAAAAUGGUGUGCAGGAAAGUGACGACUCUGAUAUCAGUCUACAUUCUAAUUUUGUAUAUUCAUCUCCAUAUAAUAAAUCUUCUGAGAAAAAAGAUGUUAAACAUUUUGAAAAACCAAAGUAUGUGAUUAAGAGUCGUGUUGAUGAAAAUGUUAGUGUUAAAAAAUCCAAAUUAGUGAGCAGAACAGUUAAAGAAUCCAAAUUAGUGAGCAGAACAAUGCUCACUGAACCUAAACCUAUGAUACCAAGACCUAAGCGUUUGCGAGGCAGAGAGGAAGUAUUUAUUCCGGUUGAAGACGAAGAACUUGUUGAAAAACAUAGAGACACAGAGCCUUCUAAGAAGCAUAUGACUACCAAAUCAUCUGUGAAAUCUUUUCAAAAGAAGUGUGCGAGUAAAUCUUGUAAUCUUAAUGAAAUAAGAAAAGGAAAAUCAAGCGCAACAAUAGAAGUUGGAGAAGCACAAAAACUUAAAAACUUAAGCAGUAAUUCAGUUGCUAAGCAUACCCUACCAACUGUAAAGGUAAGACCUGAACAUUUCAGUUCCCGUUCUAAAUUUUUAACUACCUCAUUAAUUAACAAUGACACUCAUAAACCCAGAUCUAGUAUUAAAAGAAUUUCCGAAAGUAAUGUUAAAACUGAAGCAAGUAAAAAAGCUAAACAGACUAAUUCUGAUGUACCUGUUGUUAAUUAUACAGCAAAAAAGUCUGAUCAAUCUCAAGAUAUGAAAAAUUCAUUUUCUUUUAACAAUAAUUUAAUAUCAGAUACCAUAUCCAUAACUAGUGGAGUUGAAGGUGGUUUAAAUAGGAAAUUAUUAAGUAAAAACAGCAACCAACCUCCUACUUCCAAAGAUAAUAGUGACAAAAAGUCAAAAGAUAAUAAGACAAAAAAGUUUUUUAACAAUAAUACCUCAUUAGUAAGUGAUUCAAGUAUCUCAAUAAACAGCCAUCAGUCUCCUACUUCCAAAGGUAAAGAAAUCAGUGGCAAAAAGUCAAAAGACAGUCAAACAAAAACUUAUAUUAAAGAUAAUACAUCAUUUGUAAGUGAGUUGAAAACCUCUACAAAUAGAAAUAAUAACUUGUCUCAUAAUAAUCUGUCUUCAAACUCGCCUAAUACAUCUACAGCGAAAACUAGAACUGUUUUGCAUAGUAUAAAUACAGAUUCUAAGUUAAAGAAAGAUAUUUCAAAGCAAGUCAUUGAUACUAGCACACAAUUUAAACAAGUAAAAGAUUUUUCUUAUAAUAAUGAAGAUAAAAAGCCUACUGCUGUUGUUGCUGGGACUAGUUAUCCAAAUUCCCAAACCUAUAGUGCUAAUAAGAUAAUCGAAAAAAUAGUUGGGCUUAAUGUGCAAUGGAUUAAUGAACAAAAAAGUAAGAAACUGCCUCCUCCUUUUGUGUACAAAGAUAGUGAGGACCUCCCUUUAAGUUUUGAUUCAUAUGAACAUUAUGUGUCUGCCUUUCAGCCAAUGUUAAUGCUUGAAAUUUGGGAAGAAAUUUGCAAGUUUGCUCAACCUGUUUUGGAUAGUGAGUUUAAGUGUCAGAAGUUUUAUUUUACGAUAUAUAAAUCACAUAAAAAGAAUUCUCUGAUAAUUUAUGACUGUGAAGCUUUGAUAAAUCAGAACUCUCCUGAGCCUACUGAAGGCAAUUUAGUUAUACUAGCAAUUAAAAAUCUUGACGGAAAUGUUCAUGUUAUCUUUGGUUACAUCAGUAAGCAUCAAGUAAUAACAAAUUUUCUAUCGAAACACAUAUCUCCGAAAUGGGAUCAAGUCACUUCAAAUUGGAUUAGUGGUGCAAAGUUGUACAAGUUUUCAGUUGUAACAAAACUCAACCUUUUAUCUCCAAAAUGUUAUGACAUCAUGAGAGGAAAUGUCAUUUUAUCGGUGAAAAAGAAGUUUCAUUUAGCUCUCGCUUUAGAAAAGUUUAAAGCAUCUCCUUUACGUGACAACAUCUUAAAACCAGAUGGAUCAGCUUUUACAGUAAGCAAUCAUAUUACAUCUAAUUGCUAUGAAAUGAGAUUCAAUGCAUCUCAGACACAAGUAAUAGAUUCUUUGGGUGAGGAGUUGGAGAGAGAGAAUCAGGAGCAAAAAAUAUUUCUUCUUCAAGGCCCACCUGGUACGGGUAAAACUCUUGCAAUAAUCGGCCUUCUCGAGCGUCUCAUUUUCAGUCCCAGUUAUUCUGGCAAGAAGAUUUUAAUAACUGCACCAUCCAGUGUGGCUGUGGAUGAGAUCGGUUUGCGCAUUGUAGAUUUUAAUGAGCGAUUAAGUUAUAAACGGGUCGAAAUUAAAUUCGUUCGCAUCGGGCAAGGCAAAGAUAUGAAUGUUAAGAUGAAAGAUUAUUCAUUAGAAAUCCAAGCUGAUGAUGCUGUCAGAAAUAAUCACGUCAAAGACAGAAAUGGGCAAGGUACUGUGCAGAAUAAAUUACACAGUGAAAAAGUUCAAAUUUUAAAAAGAUGUCAUGUAAUUCUUUCAACUUUAAGGAACUGCUGGCACCCUGCAAUUUGUUCUAAAGAAAUUCAAAUUGCUGCAUGUAUUGUCGAUGAAGCUACACAAUGUACAGAAAUUGAGAUUUUGCAGCCCUUAACAUUAAAUAUUCAUAAGUUGCUUUUAGUUGGUGAUCAUAAUCAGUUGCCACCAACUGUGCAUUCUCAAAUUGCCGUACAGAAACAUUUCGAUCGUUCCAUGCUGGAGCGGAUUUAUUUAUAUUUGUCUAAAACUGUGUCUCCAAAUCCACCUUAUAUGCUGAAAGAACAAUUUCGAAUGCAUUCUAGCAUUUGCGAAUUUCCCUCAAGAUAUUUUUAUGGCGGUCAACUUAUUACUGAAUUUUGCAAAAACCAAGAUUUCUCCAUUUCACCCUAUGUUGUUUUUGAUGUUUCAAGCUGUAAUGAUGACAAUUGUGAUGAGGCGGUUGCCAUUGCUAAGCUAUGUGAAUUUGUUUCUACUAAGGAAUCUUAUUCAUCUAUCGGAGUUAUUGUUCCUCACAAAAAACAAAUUGACAUAUUUCAAAAUUUUCUGUCGAAGAUCCGUGGUCAUAAAAACAUUGAAGUAAAUAUGGUUGAUAACUUUCAAGGGAGGGAGAAAGAUAUAAUAAUUAUAUCGUGCCUUUCCCCUAACUAUUUAGCUGAAAGCAUAGACUUUUUAUCUUGUAAGAAACGAUUAAAUGUCGCCAUUACUAGAGCACGUCACUGUCUUCUUCUUGUUGCUAAUUCAAGCAUGCUUAGUUAUUUUGAUCACUGGGAUGCUCUUUUUAGUGAUGCAAAACAGAGAAACUUAUUUGUAAAAAUCAACGAACUUAAAAAUUUUAUGAAUAUGUUUGAUUUUUUACAUGAAAGACAUUAAACUAUGCAUUUUGUAUCUUUAGUUUGAUUAACCUUACUUAUUUUAAAUGUUUUCAAUCUCGUUAUACAAUCAAAAUUGUUUUUUUUAUUCAUUAUUUAGACAUUUAAUUAAAAAUAUUUCUAAUAGGUUUUAUUAGUUGUAUAAAAAACAUUAAUCUAUGCAUUUUAUAUUGUUAGAUUGUUUAACCUUAUCUAGUUUAAAUUGUGUUUUCAAUCUCAUUACGUAACCAAAAUAGUUUUUUCUUUCUUUCUUUAUAACUAGAGUGUGUCACUGUCUUUUUAUUUGUUGUAAAUGAAGCAGGCUUUAUUAUUAUGAUAAUUGAGAUGCUCUUUAUAGCAAUGCAAAAAGGAGAAACUUAUUACUGAAAAUUCCCUAAAUCUCAACGUAUUUCUAAUAUCUUUAAUUUUUUGCACAAAUCACAUUAAUCUAUGCAUUUUGUAUCCUUGUUUAACUGUUUUAACCUUAAUCUAUUUUAAAUUGUUUCAAUCUCGUUGCACAAUCAAAAUAGUUUUUUUUUUCAUUAUUAAAAGCCUUGUUUUAUUACUUUUUUUUUCAUUACUCAAAGACAUUAAACAUGAUAUUAGUUGUUUUAACCAACUCAAAUUAGACUUAGAGGUUGGGCCGCGCCAAAGAGCAGUACAUAUCGACCAGAGGUCUUUUGUACCAAAACCCUAAAUCAUGAUUAAUAAGAAAGCUUUAUGGCUGAAAUAAACCAGCUUAAAUUAGAAAAAACUAUUCAGAAAUCCUUGUGUUGAAAAAGACAAAUGAGUGAGAAUGUUGACUUUUUAAAUGUUUAUGGAAUCAAAAAAAAUAGACAAAAUAUGCAUUUUAUAAGAAUUUGGUAUCAUUUCAUCAAAAAAUUAUUUAAAUGGAUUUCAUCAUUGUUUAUAUUAUGCGUGAUUGCAGUGCCUUUUACCAACAUAAAUUAAAAUAGACUAUUAACAUAAAUUAAACUAACAUAACAUAAUUAACAUAAAUUAAAAUAGAAUUAAAAUAAAACCCUUGAAUUAAAAAAGUAAAAUGAAUGAUGUUAAUUUUUUCAUUUCAUGAUGUCAAUAAUGUAUUACAUAAUAAUGUUCACAAUGCCAUAAGAAAUAUUUAAAAAAAUUGAUUUUAUGAAAUUAUAAAAAAAUAAAUAAAAAAAAAAGAAUUGACGAAAUCUGCAUGUAUUGUUUAUAAGAAUUAUGUAAGUUUUUAUAAGAGUUUGACAUCAUUCAUCAACAAAAAAAAUUUUUUUUUAAAUUGUGUUAUCAUAAGAUUGUACAAAUGAAUUUUGUCACUGUAUGUAUUUGAUAUUGAUAUAUAUCUAUACCAAAACGUAAUUCAUGUGUGAUAGUAUUGCUUUUAACCUACAUAAAUGAAGAAAAUCUAUGCAAAAAGCCAAAUGAAUAACUAUGUUGUUUAUUACAUCAAAGUAGGAAUGACAAAAUAUGCAUUUAUACACUUGCACAGUCAGCUUUUAUUAGAUUUGAUAUCAUUCUUAAUAAAAUUGUCAAAAUGAAUUUUAUCUCUGUAUAUAUAUGUACAAAAUAUUAUAUUGUUUAUUACUAAUGUUUAUUACUUAUCUAAUAUUUAAAAGCUUUGUAAAUUGCUGAUUUUAUAGCUUUUGGUAUAUAGUACAAUCAAACUUAUUUUUAUCUUAUUUUCUUUUUAUUCUAUUUAUGUUCAGAUCAAAUGCUUAAAAAAAUUUUUUUUAAGUGCUAUAAAUGUUAUUAAAUUACUAUGUACUAUUGAAUAGUACAUACUAUUAAAUAUUAGUAACGCAUGGAUCAAUAAGUCCCGAGACUAACAAUGAAAACAUUUUUUUUGCAAAUUUUUUUUUUUAUUCAUCAACAUAAUCACCUUUUAGGGUGAUACAAUCGUUCCAACGCUUUUCCAAUUUUUCAAUACCAUGUUUAUAAAAAAAAUUAUCUUUCGCUUCAAAAUAAGCUUCAGUUUCAGCGAUGACCUCCUCAUUUGAGCCAAAUCUUUUUCCCUGGAGCACUUUUUUAAGAUCAGCAAAGAGCCAGUAGUCACUGGGGGCUAAAUCUGGUGAGUAUGGGGGGUGGGGAAGCAGAUCAAAGCCCAAUUCGUUCAAUUUUGCCAUUGUUUUCAUCGACUUGUGGCAGGGUGCAUUGUCUUGGUGAAAAAGGAUUUUUUUUCUCUGCAUGUGCGGUCGUUUUUUUGCGAUUUCCUCCUUCAAACGCACCAGCAAGUCAAUAUAAUAAUCACUGUUGAUCGAUUUACCUUUUUUGAGGUAGUCAAUGAAAAUCACGCCAUGCGUAUCCCAAAAAACUUGACGCCAUGACUUUGCCAGCUGACUGCUGCGUUUUCGGAUGCUUCGGACGGCUUUCGCCAGCUGUGCGCCACUCAGAUGACUGCCGCUUCGACUCUGGAGUGUAGUGAUGUAACCAUGUUUCGUCCAUGGUCACGUAACGAUAAACAGCUUUCUGAAUCAUCGACUCGUUGCUGUUUUUGUUCCAUCGAAAGCAAUCUCGGCACCCACUUGGAAAAAACCUUUUUCAUGAAGGAUAGUAAAUACACUUCCAUAUGAUAUCUGUGUCAUCUCAGCAAUCUCACGGAGCUUCACUUUACAAUCUUUCGUUAUAAUUUUUGUCACUUCACUCACAUUUUCCGGUGUAACGGCUUCCACAGGUCUGCCCGAGCGUUCCGCGUCAUUUGUGUCGGUACGACCACGUUUAAACUCGGCAAACCACCGACAAAUCGUUGCUUUUGAUGGACAAGAGUCCGGGUAACAUUUGUCAAUCCAUUGUUUCGCUUGCACGGUGUUUUUACCCAUUAAAAAACAAUGUUUUAUCAGAACACGAAACUCUGUUUUUUCCAUUUUUUAAACAAACUACAAAACGACUUUACUCCAACCUCGAUAACUCAGCUGUUUCUGGUCCGAUCGACUUAAAAUUUUGACACGUUUCAAGCAAAGGUUAGUACUCUAGAAAGACCUGGUUACUGGUUUACUACGAGCGCCAUCUCUGGGUUAGUCUCGGAACUUAUUGAUCCAUGUGUUAUGAUCCAUUACUUAUUGAUCCAUGUGUUACUAUUAAAUUAGUAGUUAUGAUGUAUGUAAGUAUACAUUACUUAAAUUGAAUUUUGCCACAAUUUUCCAAUUAAAUUUCAAUUUAUCCUAAAUAAAGUAAAAAAUGACUCAUUUUAAAAUUACAUUGGUCCACAUUCUUCAUUACUCCAUAUUAAUCCAUGUGUUCUAGAAUGAAUCUAGGUAAUACAUUUUACUAAAACAAAAAGGCUAAACGUCGUGGAUACUAAUAUAUAGCAGCAUGUAUAUAAAAAUUAUGUACAAUAUGCACAAUCAGAUUUUAUUAGGCUUUGAUAUCAUUAUAAAAUUGUAUAAAUAAAUUUUAUUAAUGUAUAUAUUUCAUAUUCAUAUGCAUCUACAAAGUAUUAUUUAAAAUUGCAUGCAAUAUUUAUAAGCAUACAAAUUGUUAACUUCUUAUAGAUUUUAUUUUCUUUUCGUUAAGUUUCAGUUCAUGUUUAUAUCAUAUGCUUUUGAACUUAUUUUUACAAUGCUAUAUUACCUAAAUUAACAUGCUAUACUACUUAAAUGAAAUGUUAGUAAAAUUUUCCAAUUAUAUAUAUAUUUAUCCUAAAUAACGAAUGACUCGUUUCAAAUAAAAUUAUUCCACAUUCUUCAUUACUCCAUAUUAAUCUAGAAUGAAUUUACGCAUUUUACUAGAACAACAUUGCUUAACAUCAUGGAUACAUUACAACUCACAUAUUAAAAUUAAAUAGUUUUGCCAAAGGUUAAUGAAACUGCCAUCAUUUAGUUUUAACCAAUUUUGCUACCUUAAGUUUAACCUUCUCUUAUUUAAUUACAGAGUGUGGCAAAAAAAAAAAAAAAAAAGAACUGGGCCAAACAAAUUAUAAUAUUUUAUUAAAAAUCAAUAAACUAAAAAAACCUAACAUAUAACAAUAAGAGUAGACUUUUAAUUAUAAAAAAAAUUUUUAAUUUCAAAGUGGCGACUUUUUGCAGAGAUGCAAAUGCUAUACGAAAUUUUCAGUAAAGGGCUGUAAAUCUUCUACCUUUAAUCUAUCACAUUCUCACUAAAGUGAUUGUUUUAGAGAGCCCAAACUUUUGGGUUGUUUUAUAACCAUGAUUUACAAAAUUCUAGAUUUUUGCGAAAAAAACUCCAUCUCAUUUCUGUUUUUUCAUGGAGGGAGAAGAAAAAAAUUUUGCCCACAAAUAAGUGGAUUUUUUCUUAUUAUUUUGCAUUUCUUUUAACGUUAUAUAAAAGUUUUUACAUUUUCUUUUAUUUUUUUGUUUUUGGAAUAAGCAUAAAGAAGAUUUGGAUGGUAAUUGAAUAAUUUGGCAAUAUAAUUUUACUUGAUUUUUUGUAUUGUUGUGAAGCAAUAAAUAGAACAAUCCUCUUAUGUCAUUCCGCGCAUAUUUUUCUUUGUUCACCAUAAUAGAAAUUUUAAAUGAAAUUAUAUUAACGAAUUCUGCCACCAUUUUUUUUUUCUUAGACUCCAAAUUUUAUUUUGUGUUCUGGUAUUUUUAUGAAUGAAAGUUUCAAAUUUUACCUAGAAAUAGUGCUCAAGUUGAUUUUGAUAAUUUUUUUUUCUUCUCUUUAAACAAAGAGUAUUCUGAUAAAUUUUGCAUAAUUUAUAAUUUUAAAUGUAUUCCUAAAUUUUUUUUAGAAAUGAGCCAAGUUUAUCAAAAUUGCAAUUGUUUCAAUAUUUUAUAAAAUUCUUUACUCUAGUUAUUACUCAUUUUACUCUUGUCAUUUGUAAUUUCACAAUUCUCAUACAUUAUUCAUGUUGUAAAACUGUGUAAUAAAAACCUCACUAUUUCUGGUUGA